Molecule: messenger RNA, 993 nt
Organism: Zychaea mexicana
Lineage: Eukaryota; Fungi; Mucoromycota; Mucoromycetes; Mucorales; Lichtheimiaceae
Product: putative tRNA pseudouridine synthase 1-like protein
Exons: 5
Coding region: 97-942 (281 amino acids)
Biological process (GO): tRNA modification; mRNA pseudouridine synthesis
Cellular component (GO): mitochondrion
Molecular function (GO): pseudouridine synthase activity; RNA binding
Source: RefSeq, a predicted model, not a curated record
UGUCGUCCCCCUCAGCUAUCUAAAGUUCAGCAGCAGUCAUUGAAUUUUGUGUUCUCUUUAAUUGUUGAUAAUAGUACAACAACAACAACAGUAAAAAUGGCGUCAAAAUCAUCAGUACGAUCAUUACGACACGCACUCAAUGGUGUCUUUUCUGUCUACAAGCCCACCGGUUACACUUCGCGCGAUGCAGUGAAUAUGGUUCAAGAUUCACUUUCGGAACAACUGCGAUUGCGUAUGGACUUUACCAAAAAGCUUAAGAAUCGUGACAAGAUUAAGAUUGGUCAUGGAGGCACCUUGGAUCCGUUGGCAGAAGGCGUAUUAAUAUUGGGGGUUGGCGAUGGCUGCAAAAAACUGCACGACUUUUUGCAUUGUACCAAGGAGUAUCUCGUAUUAGCAAAAUUCGGACAGGCGACGGAUAGUUACGACAGCGAAGGCACUAUCACACAUAGUGGAUCGACAAGUCAUAUCAGCCGGCAAAGCUUAUUGUCGAUCCUACCUCAAUUCAAAGGAGAGAUCACCCAAGUACCACCAAUAUAUUCCGCCAUCUCAAUCCAGGGCAAGCGUGCCUAUGAUUAUGCAAGACAAGGCAUUGCUCUACCUCGACCAAUCGAACCACGUCAGGUUCAGAUACUGGCCCUAGAUCUGGUCGAGUUCCAUCAUCCGUAUGCGGUCUAUCGGGUCGAAUGCGGCGGAGGGACGUAUAUGCGGAGUUUAGUCCAUGACAUUGGGCUUGCGCUUGGUUCUUAUUCCCACAUGACAGGAUUGAAGAGAACACGUCAAGGUACAAUGACGAUCCAGGAUGCGCUCGAGUUGACGAUGGUGGAUGAUAACAGCAACGACAGCGACGCAUCCUCUUCUAGUAGUAUUAAUAGUACUAGCAACAGCAGUGGAACAAAGAUGAAGCACAUUGAUUUGGAUAAAGUGAUUAAAUUACUGCAUUAGCUCUUUUCAAAAACAAUCAUGGACGGCAGUUCCACGCAUUGAACAUAUGCG